UGUGUGUGUGUGUUUGUGUGUGCGUGCGUGCCCGUAUGUGUGUGCGCUUUGGGCUCCGCUUGAUCUGUUGUUUGCGCAGCACAAUCACAUUUCUUUUAAGCGACAGGGUGUCUAGACACACACGUGACCGGGCGCGUCAAUGCGCACUGGAGACUGAGCAAGGGCACCCAAACCGUUCGCCUCACUUACAGACAGAGAGCCUUCUGACCCCCUCGAGAUCACUCGUCUCGCUUUCUUCCACACGCAGACACGGAAACUUCGUGUGAGAUACGAGGUUUGGAUUAUUAAUCCUUCGAUUCGACUCCUAAAAUAGGUUACGAGGCUCGGUGCGUGGACGUAACCCGAGGGUCUCUCUCUCUUUCUCUCGGGCUUUCAAACGCAACUCAACUCGGGUUAGAGAAUCAGUCCUGGAUUUGCUCCCUGACUCUUUGGACGAGGCUCGGUCUUGCCAGCAGAUCACAUCCUCUGCAGACGAGUGGCAUAUUUAGACGGUAACGGAUAAAAAAAAAAAAAGCCUGCGCGAGCAUGCCGGAGAGCCCUACACUCUGCAGUCGGAUCAAGGAUUUUGUGGAUUAAUGCUCUUGAAGACACGACGGAGAGCUCCGGUUUUCAUGGGAUAACUGUGAUAGCGUUUAGGCCCCAGUUUGUCUAAUUUCCACUACAGCGAAUGCGCAUAAAUAAAAAGAUGUUCUGUUCAUUGUUUUACUGGUGAAAAUCGUCCCAGAGUGUGUUUAAAGGGGUCAGUUCACAGCGCUUAUCGGCUGCACAUCACCAAGUGAAUACUUGUAACACAGUCAGGCUACGUGCUGCUGUGUUGUAGCAGAGCUGUAUAAACUGCUAGAUUCAUUUUAUAGGCUAGUCCUAAACGCCUGGAAGUGAUGGUUGUUUAUCCCCGGAGGGAAAGCUGACUGUGCCGGGAACCUCGACUGCUUUUCGGUGAUCAAGUCUGCAGGAGAAGGCAACAGAGACUGGCGUAUGCUACAGAUUUCCUCUGCUCAUCCAGCUCGCAGUUUUUCCACCGUAUUUUCUCAGGCUGCUUGUCAUUGCCUGGACUCGGAUCCCGGAAUCUUCAUGAUUUGCGGACACCAUGCUCGUUUUUUAGCCGGGGAACCCUCUUUUCGUCCCGCAUGUUUAGGACCAAACGAUCGGGGCUCGUCCGGCGACUCUGGAGGAGUCGUGCGCCCGUGGAGGGCGACGGGGAGGCGGAUAGAGGGACGCAUGGCUCCGGGGGCUGCUGCAUGGGCAAAACGACAAAGGUGGCCAAGUCCAACGCAGGGACGGAGGCUGAAUUGAAGGCGUUGACCCACUCGAUACUGAAAAAGAUAAAAGAGAAACAAUUAGAGGUGCUUUUGCAGGCGGUGGAGUCCAAGGGGGGUGCCCGAAGCCCGUGCUUGCUCCUGCCCAGCAAAGUGGACGCCAAAGUGGGUCAACAGUCUUACUCUCUCCCCAUGCUGCUCUACAAAGUGUUCAGGUGGCCGGACCUCAGGCAUUCCUCGGAGCUGAAGAGGCUGUCUUGCUGUGAAUCCUACGGGAAAAUCAAUCCAGAGCUCGUUUGCUGCAACCCGCACCACAUGAGCAGACUUUGUGAACUCGAGUCUCCUCCUCCUCCAUAUUCACGCUAUCCCAUGGACUAUCUUAAACCACCAGAUUCUCCAGACUCUGGACCUUCAUCCAGUGAUACUGGGGGAACGACAUACUCGGCCCCUGUGGGGCUUUCAGAUUCCCUAGCGUUGCAGGAGUCUGGCGAUCGGGCCCAUUGGUGCGUGGUGGCAUACUGGGAGGAAAAGACACGUGUUGGGCGCCUCUACUCAGUCCAGGAGCCCUCUCUGGACAUCUUCUAUGAUCUACCUCAGGGGAACGGCUUCUGUCUGGGCCAGCUCUGCUCCGACAACAAGUCCCAGCUGGUGCAGAUGGUGCGGGCCAAGAUCGGCUAUGGCAUCCAGCUGACACGUGAGCCAGACGGGGUGUGGGUCUACAACCGCAGCUGCUACCCCAUCUUCAUUAAGUCGGCCACACUGGACAACCCGGACUCGCGCACACUGCUGGUGCACAAGGUGUUCCCCGGUUUCUCCAUCAAAGCUUUUGACUAUGACAAAGCCGGCAGCCUUCAGAGGCCGAACGACCACGAGUUCACGCAGCAGCCUCGCACAGGUUUCACGGUGCAGAUAAGCUUUGUGAAAGGCUGGGGACAGUGCUACACCAGACAGUUCAUCAGUAGCUGCCCAUGUUGGUUGGAAGUCAUCUUCAACACCCGAUAGCAGCAGCUUUCCUCUUCUUCACCCCCUUCGCCUCUUCUGCCCCACCUCACAAACAGACUACACCCACUUUUCCUUUUUUUGUUCCAGAGGUUCAAACAGAGAAAAGAACGUUUUGAGAGAAGAAGAAAGUAUAAAAUUCUGACGGACCUUGUUUAAUAAAUGACUAAGAUUUAAUUAAAUUAAAUAAGAAGCGAAAAAUGUAUUUUAUGUUAUAUAUAAAUAUAUUAUUAAUUGUAAAUAUGAAGACGUUUUAUAUGCAUCAUUAUUUAUGUAUUGUGCAAUGUGUUGAUGAGAAAAAGAAAAUAAGAUGCACUUUGCUUAAUAUAAAUGCGAAACAAAGAAAUGCCAAAAUAAAAAUUAAAAAU
Messenger RNA from Etheostoma spectabile (orangethroat darter), 2623 nucleotides. It is a transcript of the gene smad7, whose product is annotated as SMAD family member 7. Gene Ontology annotation, biological process: SMAD protein signal transduction; anatomical structure morphogenesis; cell differentiation. The record is from RefSeq and is a predicted model, not a curated record. Gene Ontology annotation, molecular function: transcription regulator inhibitor activity; I-SMAD binding. Gene Ontology annotation, cellular component: heteromeric SMAD protein complex. Lineage: Eukaryota; Metazoa; Chordata; Actinopteri; Perciformes; Percidae.